AUGAAAUCCAUGAAAGUGGCGGUCAUCGGCGCCGGUGCUUCGGGCCUCGUCACCGCGAAGUAUCUCAGCCAGGCGAGAGACUAUUUUGGCGUGCCCGACAUGGAAAUUCGAAUUUUCGAGCGAGAGAACAGCAUCGGCGGUGUGUACAAGCACAAAGUGUACGAGGAGGCCGAGAUGGUCUCUUCCAAGUACCUGACAGCAUUUUCGGAUUUCCGAGUGGCCAAAGAGCUCCCGGACUUCCUGCCUAUGGAGGAAUAUGUGCGAUACCUCGAGGAUUAUUGCACGAGCUUCAAGCUUUGGGACCUAAUUCAGAUGAGGACUGAAGUCCUGCGAGUGUCGAGAAUCCCCGGUGGUGGUCAUCGCAUAUGCUACAGAAGCAUCGGCAGGUCUCAACCAGGGCACGAGGAUGGGGCUGAUCUGGAGUCCAUGUACUGGGAUUGCGAUGCCAUUGCUGUCUGCACUGGCCUCAACAAUGUGCCCUCAGUUCCAGGUAUCGAUGGCCUCGCGAACGUCUCCUCCGUCCUGCACUCAUCUGAAGUAAAGGGAAGAAAACAAUUCGACGGCAAGCAGUCGGUCAUGAUCUUGGGGGCCGGAGAGACUGCCAUGGAUAUUGCUCACCUGGCAGUAACUUCAGAUGUUCGAGAAGUCGUGAUGUGCCACAAAGAUGGCUUCUAUUGCGCCAAGAAGACGAUUCCUCUGCCCACCGUUAUGAAGGUAUUCAAACCAUCUCCUCACCAGAAGCCCGUCGAUACGGCCAUCGCCAGUCUCUUUGACACCGCUUAUCUCCCGGAGCGACUGCAACACUCUUUUCUGCCCUGGUUCAUAUACGAUAAGUCACUCAAGGCUCUUCACUGCAUAUCUGGAGGAACACUCGCAGGCCCCGACCAGUGGGUGGGUUCUAUUGAGGGAGACCGCAACAACGCCGACUCGCUGUUCCUUGUCAAGUCUGACCGAGCUCUCCCUUACCUCAACGAGGGCCACCGCCCGACCAACAUUCUCUCUCGAAUCCGGGCUUGGAUGAUGAACGUGGAGUUAAAGGACACCGGCGGAAGGAAGAUCUUGUCAGCCCCGUGGCCUGCCGCCUUUUCGAAAGAUGGCCGGGCUAUCUUCCCCGGCAGCAGACGGAGUGAACAUCAAGACGCACUCGCCAGAACUGUGAAGCCAGACUUGGUCGUCCUUGCCACAGGAUACGUUCGUCGCGUCUGUUUCCUGGGAGAUGAGUACCCCAAGCCCGACGAGCUGAACGUGCGUGGUAUCUGGAAGCGCGGUGAUGUGACGGCCGGCUUCAUUGGCUUCGUGCGACCUGGGAUCGGUUCCAUUCCUCCGCUCGCCGAGCUACAGGCUCAACUCUGGAUCCUUAAUCUCCUUCGACGCAAGUAUCCUCAACAAGUCCCCUCUGCGCUUCCACACCCGGACCCGGACGCUGUCGCACACUACGAGAUCGACUAUGCUCUCAAGGCACGAGGCGGACAUGACUUCUUCAAGACCAAGCACGGGGUGGAGCAAGAGUCAUACGCGUACCAGCUUGCUCUUGACAUGGGCGCGGCACCCACGUUUUCCUUCAUGAUUCGCCAGGGUUUCAGGGCCUUCUUCACCUGGGCCAUGGGAUCAAACUUCAACAGCAAGUUCCGGCUCGUCGGUCCGUGGAAAUGGGAAGCUGGAGCCCUCGAGAUCAUGCGUGGUGAGCUGUUUGAUGUCGCUAAGCAGACUGGCGGUGCCGUAUUUUUCACCACGUACACCAUCUUCCCCAUCCUCCUUUUCGGCACUCUCACGGCUGUUCUUCAUGCGGUCGCUGGGAUUCUUCGAUUGAUGGGCAUGAGUGAUCGAGCAAAGGCAGUUCUCGGAUCAGGAAAGGUCCCACGACGAGAGGGGGACGACUGA
This is a messenger RNA of Colletotrichum karsti, 1881 nucleotides long. Its product is annotated as dimethylaniline monooxygenase. The coding region runs from base 1 to 1881 and encodes 626 amino acids. Lineage: Eukaryota; Fungi; Ascomycota; Sordariomycetes; Glomerellales; Glomerellaceae. Gene Ontology annotation, molecular function: NADP binding; flavin adenine dinucleotide binding; N,N-dimethylaniline monooxygenase activity. The transcript has 6 exons. The record is from RefSeq and is a predicted model, not a curated record.